UGUAAACAAAGCAGCAUGGCGGACGGCGGUGUAGAAGAGACACGAGCAGAAAGAAUUUGAUGGAUAAUAGAACCUCCGACUCAGAUGGACACAAAACAGUCUGUGAAAAACACACUGAGCGACUUUUCUCUCGAGGCUCACGAUCUCUAUUUGAACGAGUCGGUGCCGUACCUGGACACGCCACCAGACCCGCUGCAGUUCUACCGAGACUGGAUUGGUCCAAAUAAGCCAUGCAUCAUCCGCAACGCGUUCAGCCACUGGCCCGCUCUGUCCAGAUGGACGCCAGACUACCUGAGGGAGAAGGUGGGGUCAAAGGUCAUCAGUGUUGCGGUGACGCCGAACGGUUACGCCGACGCGGUCGCUGGCGAUCGCUUCGUGAUGCCUGAAGAAAGACGGAUGACCUUCAGCUCCAUGCUGGAUAUCAUCGAGGGGAAGGUGCAGGCCAGUGGCGUGUUCUACGUCCAGAAGCAGAGCUCCAACCUGCUGGAGGAGCUUCCCGAGCUGACGGAGGACGUGGAGCGGCACAUUCCCUGGAUGAGCACGGCACUCGGAAAGCUUCCGGAUGCAGUGAACUUCUGGCUCGGAGAGUCCAAUGCAGUCACAUCGAUGCACAAAGACCAUUACGAGAACCUUUACUGUGUCGUCUCCGGACAGAAAGACUUCCUGCUGCUGCCACCCACAGACCGCCCCUUCAUCCCUUACGGUCUGUACCAGCCAGCCGUUUAUCAUCAGCGGGACGAUGGCGAGUUCGAGGUCGUCGAUGAAAAUGACUCUGAGAAGGUCCCAUGGAUCCCCCUGGACCCUCUGGAUCCGGACCUGGAGCGGUUUCCUCAGUACCGGCAGGCCCGACCGAUCUGCUGCAGCGUGAAGGCCGGAGAGAUGCUGUUCCUCCCCUCUCUGUGGUUUCACCACGUCAGGCAGUCACACGGCUGCAUCGCAGUGAAUUUCUGGUAUGACAUGGAGUACGACAUCAAGUACAACUACUUCCAGCUGCUGGAGGCUCUCAGUGGCGUCUCCACGUUGGUGUGAUUUGUAAAUAAAGGUUGGAUUCAAAGAGCAGAAUG
Salarias fasciatus (jewelled blenny) is the source of this 1064-nucleotide messenger RNA. It is a transcript of the gene jmjd7, whose product is annotated as jumonji domain containing 7. NCBI's taxonomy places the organism in Eukaryota, Metazoa, Chordata, Actinopteri, Blenniiformes, Blenniidae. The record is from RefSeq and is a predicted model, not a curated record. The coding region runs from base 85 to 1029 and encodes 314 amino acids. The transcript has 9 exons.